CCUCAGGGGUGGACACGCUUUGAUGACAGUAUUUAUUUCGUUGGCAAAUCAAAGGAAAAUUGGGCAACUGCUAUGGAGGACUGUAAAAGGCGGGGUUCAACUUUAGCAGAGAUAGAAUCAGCAGAGGAGAAUGACUGGAUAAAGAAAAACCUACUGGAACAUUUGUUUCAAGGUAAAACUAUAACCGAAUGGACUGUAUCCGUGUUGUGGAUUGGUGGAAAUUGUCCACGAAGAAGUAAAGAUAAGGAAAAAUGUCGGUGGCAGGCAGACAACAGCGAAUUUUCUUACCACAACUGGCACGAUGAUGAUCCGAGUGGUGAUGGACCAUGUGUAUUUCUUGCCAAAGAUGGGAAAUGGGCUGACUAUCCUUGUAAACAUGAAAGAUUCUACGUAUGUGAAAAGGCUGCUUAGUUGAAUAUUCCUCAAAAUAUUUUGAGUGAUGAGUUUUCAAACG
Molecule: messenger RNA, 454 nt
Organism: Saccostrea cuccullata (small rock oyster)
Lineage: Eukaryota; Metazoa; Mollusca; Bivalvia; Ostreida; Ostreidae
Product: collectin-12-like
Exons: 3
Coding region: 73-411 (112 amino acids)
Molecular function (GO): signaling receptor activity
Source: RefSeq, a predicted model, not a curated record